UCUCCCUUCUUCUCCAUUGGCAAAAGUUUAAGGUUUUAUUUCUUUAAUCCUCUUUAAAAAGAACAACUCUCCUCUCUUUUCUCUCAUCCAUGAAAUCUUCAUCUCUUUCUCUCUCACUCAUUCACUCACUCACUCACAAACCUAUAUAUCUAUACAUAUAUACAUACAUAUAUAUAUAUAUAGCUAGGACUUAAAAGUAGUUUUUUUUUUUUAUAUAAAUUUUUGAAAAAAUUAAGAUUUGAAUAAAUAUGGGAGUUGUUCAAUCACCAACACCUCCUCAUCUUUAUCCACAAGCAUUACAAUUAAAGCUUUAUCAAGCCUUCAUAUUCUCAAUUCCUAUACUCUUUUCCAUCAUAUUAUUUCUCUUGUUUUAUUUGUUCUAUCUCAAAAGAAGAGCUUCAAAUAAUAUUAUUAAUUCUAAUAAUAUUCCUUCACGUCCAAUAAGAUCACAUCAAACUACUACAACUUAUAUUUCUUCGCCAUGUCAUCGGUUGGAUUUGAAGGUGGAGCUCAAAGAUGAUCUUCCAAUAAUUUUAUUUGAUGAAGAAUUGAAGAAAAAAGAUUCUCUAUGUUGUGUUUGCUUGGGUGAAUAUAUAAUGAAAGAAGAGUUACUCCAAGUCCCAUCAUGCAAGCAUGUUUUUCACAUAGAUUGCAUACAUUUAUGGCUUCACACAAACACAACUUGCCCACUUUGUAGAUCCUCAAUUUUUCCCAAUCCCAAACACAAAAACCCUAAUCCGAUCGCCCCGACAACCUCCUCCACUGUGUCACCACCACCACCACCUCAACUGGCUCCCGAUCGGAGUAGUAGUGCUACUCCUCCACCGCAAGUGAUUCAAGUGUCACUAGAAGUACAACAACAACAACAACAACAACAACAACAAGAGUUAACAACAAUAAGUAAUAGUGCUAUUGUUGAUCAAGAAUCAACAAUACCAAGAAUAAAUAAUAGUAAUAGUAAUAGUAAUAAUAUGGAACGUUAUUUUGAUUCAGGAUCUGUUGUUAUCUUUAUCCAAACACAUGUUAAUUAAUUAUAAUAUGUAAAAGUUAUUAUAUGAUUGGUUUCUAUAACCAUUACAAGCCACAAAAAGUUUUGUAGAUUAAUCAUAGACCCUUGAUUUUUGUAUGUAAAAUUAUUAAAUUGGCCAGAGAUCAAUGAUUUUCUUCUUUGUUU
Molecule: messenger RNA, 1174 nt
Organism: Cannabis sativa
Lineage: Eukaryota; Viridiplantae; Streptophyta; Magnoliopsida; Rosales; Cannabaceae
Product: probable E3 ubiquitin-protein ligase RHA4A
Exons: 3
Coding region: 249-1031 (260 amino acids)
Biological process (GO): protein ubiquitination
Molecular function (GO): transferase activity
Source: RefSeq, a predicted model, not a curated record